Messenger RNA from Phragmites australis (common reed), 1286 nucleotides. RefSeq names its product protein ELF4-LIKE 3-like. The coding region runs from base 391 to 831 and encodes 146 amino acids. Gene Ontology annotation, biological process: entrainment of circadian clock; positive regulation of circadian rhythm. Lineage: Eukaryota; Viridiplantae; Streptophyta; Magnoliopsida; Poales; Poaceae. The record is from RefSeq and is a predicted model, not a curated record. The transcript has 2 exons.
GACGAAGGUCCAAAGGGGAUCGCCAAAUCACUUGCUGAACCGAAGCGAACCGAACCGGGCCUCCCGACGGAAAAGCGAAAGCAAUCCCGGCGCUCUACCCCAAAAAAUCCAGCGCAUUUCGAGGAGGAAACGCCCCCGCCCGGCGAGGGGAUCUCGACACGCCGUCGGAAACGCGCCCCUCGUUUCCUCGCCCCUGCCCCGGCACCGUCCUCCCCCAAAUCUCUCUCUUUCUCUCCUCCCACUUUGCGUGUAAAGAUCUCCCUCUGACUCCCCCCUGGAAAAUCCUCCCGUACACAGUGCUCACGGAGCACAGGCCGCGGCAGAGAUCUUCGACGCCUCCGAGGGCGGAGCAGAGCGAGCAGCGAGGCGGACAGUUGGGAGAGGAGAUCGAUGGACGAGGACGUUGGCGCCGGCAGCGUCGGCAACGGCAACGGCCACGGGGAGGCGUUCGUGGCCGGAGCAGCAGCGAGAGCGGGGAUGCGCAACGGCAACGCCGGCGUCGGUGGCGGCGGAGGGAACGGGAGCGGUAGCGGCGGGAAGCUGCCGCAGGUGCUGCAGCGGAGCUUCGGCGAGGUGCAGGGGAUCCUGGAGCACAACCGUGUGCUGAUCCAGGAGAUCAGUCAGAACCAGGAGAACCGCGACACCGACGGGCUCUCCCGCAACGUGGGGCUCAUCCGGGAGCUCAACACCAACAUCUCCCGCGUUGUCGACCUCUACGCCAACCUCUCCGGCUCUUUCGCCCGCUCCGUCGCCGCCAAGAACGCCGCCAACGCCAACGCCAACCCCGCCGCCAAUGAGGCCGCCAAGAGGCCCCGCUCCGCCGGGCAGUAGAGCACCUUUGCUUCGUUUUACUUCACCGCUCCUUAGAUUCUAUCGCGAUUGGUAGCGGUCAGGACAUGAUUCCGGAGGAGGAGGAGGAGGUAGGUUCGAAACCUUGUUCUUUCCCGCUUUGUCGACUGUCGUGGUAGUGGAUUAUACCGGUGUUGCGAUGGACAUGGACACCUUGUUGCCAGAGUCAGUGAACCGAAGAUGCAGGUAAAGACUAAAGAUUCAGGUCGAUGCUGGCGUGUAUGUACUGUAUCUAUUAAUCUGUGUGCAGUGUUUGAGGUCAGUGCGCAUGGCGGCGGCGGCUGCUGCUGCUGCUGGUGUCACUCCGGUCAGGCCGGAUGCCCUGCUGAUGCUGGUAGCAGUUGAUACGGGUCAGCAGAGAGCAGUAAUCGUGGUAUGUGGAAUCGAUGAAGUGCCUUGCCCUUUCUCAAGUCUGCAGUCCGGGCGUACCUUGGGUU